Aspergillus nidulans FGSC A4 is the source of this 549-nucleotide messenger RNA. RefSeq lists its product as uncharacterized. The coding region runs from base 1 to 549 and encodes 182 amino acids. NCBI's taxonomy places the organism in Eukaryota, Fungi, Ascomycota, Eurotiomycetes, Eurotiales, Aspergillaceae. The transcript is spliced from 3 exons. The record is from RefSeq and is a predicted model, not a curated record.
AUGUCGACAACAUCAUCAUCAUCAUCAUCAUCAUCAUCAUCAGAGCAAGACCCUCUCCGCGACGCCGUGGUAAAAGAAUUUACCGAGGCCGGCUACACCAACGAGGAAAUCCAGACAGUCCUCACACAGCAAGAUGCGCUUCGACGCAUAAAGGACGACGAUGCUGACAGCAUCUUGGACGCAUAUCACCUUCCAUGGCAGCUUGACGAGGCCGACGAGGAGUACAUCCUCAUAAAGAAGGAGGUUAGCACAGAGCUACUGGAUGAGAUCUUCGAGCACACGCGCCGGGCUCAAGAGGACAGCUACAAUAUACGUAGUUCGAAUCCUUCCGGGGGGAGAUAUGGUUGGCCAAGCUCGCGGAGGACCCCACAUGCAAGUUACUCUCCUAGGGCUGGCCACGUGCAGCGAGCGAGCUAUACCAAACUGAGCAACAUGCGACGGACGGAGCUGGCAGUGUACGAUAAUGCGUACGGGUACGGAGGCCAUGCCGUCCCGAUUGAUAGGCCGUCGCGCUCGGCUGCGCGAAUGGAUCGGAUUUAUACGGCAUAA